AUGGCCCGACUCCUCGCUCAAAGCCUAACCCGCAAAAACACCACUCUCUCACUUCCUUGCCUCACACACCACCACCACCACCACAACCACCGCCACCGCUCCAACAAAGCCCAGCUCAUCGAAAUCGAUCUCGACACAUCCAAUUCCGAAUCCACAUCCGAAUCCACCGAAAUCGACGUCCACAGCGUCCGAAAACUCGAGGAAGUCAUACAGAAUAUUGUAGUGAGGCGCUCCGCACCCGAUUGGCUACCCUUCAUUCCCGGAUCCUCCUACUGGGUUCCACCUCGGCACCUCAGACAUCCCUAUAAUGUGGUGGAAGUCAUCGGCAAGGUGUCGGCGGCUCCUCAGCCGAUCAGCGAGGAUGAAACGCUGUCGUUGACCUCUGACCGUGGGUGGCCUUCGUCGGCGUAUUUUAUUGAUGGUACCGGUUGGUGAUAUGCUUUAUUUCUUUAUAUAUUUUUUUUAAUAUAUGUUUAAUUUUUUGUUCGGUUACUAAGAGUAUGACGGAAAAGUAAACAAAAAAUGAAGUUUCCAGUUCGGUUGCGUCGGGAAUUUGAAAUCUUGGAAUAAUUAUCUGAUAUGUGCGUAGUUGUGUGUGGGUCAUUCUGAGUGUCUGUUUGGUUGCAAAAAAAUGAUAUUGCGAAUGGGAUUUCUGUGUGAAUUUGAAGAUUGGGUACAUUGUUGUUUGGGUUAUUGUAUAAUUCUGUUUAGUUGGUGAGAAAGGGGAGGAGAAGGAAACAAAUGAUUGUUAUUGUAAAUUGGGUUACCCUGUUGUGGAUUCUUUGAACGUACCAUAGGUAAUUCAUUGUGCAACAAAUGCUUCUUAGAAGAGAAAGAAACCCUAGACUCGGGUUUAAAAGAAGCACACACCUCGUCAAUUUGCCCAAAAGAUUCCAUCGGAGCAGACAAAUUAUCCUUGAUCAUACUUUAUUCCCACUUAUUGACAGAAGUAUUCCGACUAGAGUAUCCAUUUUAGUGGAGCAAUCCACUUUCAUGUUCAUCGAGCAUGUCCUCAUAGUUGAUUGUAAAAUCUGCCACCUUCAACUCAUCCUCACAGCUCUCAAUUCCCUCGGUUUUGUUUCCAUUUUCAUCAUCCUCAGACUUAGAGCAGCUAUAACUUGGUCGAACUUCACUUAAACUCUUCAUCAAUGUGAUCCACCCGUAUUGUAUGUAGAAUGAGCCCAGUUAUUGUCUGAGCCAUCUCACUCUUCUCAUCAAAAUCGAGUCAGAAAUCAAUUCACUCGUUGGACUCUAGGUUUACCCUCAGAGAUCCUUUAUGAACUUCCCAACCCACUCGACAUCAAUUUGUUGCAUUCGAUUCAGCGUAACUUUGAUCUCCAUAGCACUCUUGUUGACCGAACACUCAGACAGUAUAGCCCUAAUCUUAGCCAGAGAUCGAAACUUCCUUUUAUUCAGAUCCAGGUCACAAGUAUAUGAAGACAUUGGAUUUUUAGAAUCAAAGAAACAAGGUCCUGGGCUCCACACUUUUGUUUAAAAUUAAAGCCAAUAUCACUAUUGCAUAUUCUCUUGGCUUUUAAAACGUUUGGUGCAACUCCAAGCCCAACCCUACCUUCCUGUUUUUAUUAGAGGUAAUCACAUUUGGUGCACUUCUAUCUAUAGCAAUUCACUGCUCAAAAUUUAGAAAUUUCUUAUUCACUGGAUUAUCUUGAGAUUUCUCCUCCGUAACUACAACCCCUUUUUUGUUGUUAAAAAAGCCUAAACUUUCCACUUCUUUUUUUGAAUGGGUAACUUUCCACUUCUCUUCAUUAAAUUUUGGCCCAAAAUUCUGAAUCACACCAUUAGGUUUGUUGAACCUGUGUGCCCCCUAUGCAACCUAUUUCCCCCCUAACCAUAGUCCUCAACCUCCUGGCCAUAUACCAUGGAUUAUCUUGCUAUGACCGUUGAAAUGAACACUGCACUUUCCAGAAAUUACCUUAACUCUUUUUGGGAAAUUCUUCACCUUAAAAUCACCUUCAAAUGACGUUGGGAUAGAGUAGGAAUUUUUUCUACCAAGCUUUGAUUCUAUCUUUAUACAGAUUUGAAAACUUCAAGGACUUUCUAUCCGCUUCAAUACAACCUCUGCAACACACCAAUUCUUGCAAACACCUCUUCCGGUCAACAAGUAAAAAGCAAACCAUGAUAAAGCUAAGAUGCUCAUGAGUUAACUUCCGGAUACCAUACUUACCAUAAAGGGGCUUUCUGGAUAACAUUUUCUAAAAUUAUUAAUCUCCAUAGCCUUCUGAACAUGUCCAUGAAAGGAAGUUUCUUUGUCAACCUAGAACGGAAUCAAUUUGAAUUUAUACAAAUAUUUUCACUCUAGCUUUCUUUAUCACAUUCCAUUAAUCAAAUAAAAUUUAACUUGUGUGGACAACAGGCCAACUCCUUUUACCAUCGUCCAGAAAAUUUAGACCAGUGGACCUUGAAACCAAAUCUUGCAUUGCGGAGCUCCCCAAUGUGCCUUUGGUAAGAUUAAGAGUUGCUUGAUAAAAGAUUAUGGAGGCUAGAGUCUUCCGGGUGUUUCUCAUGAAAAUCAUUCUUUGAGUCUUUAAUUGAUGAU
This is a messenger RNA of Ilex paraguariensis (yerba mate), 2557 nucleotides long. The record is from the annotation of a GenBank genome assembly. Lineage: Eukaryota; Viridiplantae; Streptophyta; Magnoliopsida; Aquifoliales; Aquifoliaceae.